AUGAGCGAAAAGAAGUCGCGCAAGCGUAAGACUUCUAUCUCAAACGAUAUCGGAGAAAAGGUAAUUUAUGUGAUAUUAAUUUCAUUUUGAGUCAAUUUUUCUUAGUUCAUGAGAUUCAUGCAAAGUUGAUUCGGGAGUUAAAUAAAAUAGCCGAUUAAGGAUAUCUUACGGCUCUAAAGGUUGUGCGUUCUCCAUAAUCUAGACAUUCUCUUUUUUUUCCGUGUUGAGUAUAUAGUCUUUUCAGAUUUUGAAUGUCAAGUAGAAUGACGUCAUUUGAAAAUGCUCUGUGGAUGGCUCGCUCUCUGAUUGGUUCAUCGCGCCAUUAGGGGGAGGGGCUUCAGCGAGGACUUGACAUUUGAAAUCUGAACAUUUAUAGUUUUCCUCUUUCAAAAUCGUUCCUAAAUGUUUUUUUUAAACGUAAGUGAAUGUUUUUUGACAUCAUCUCUGAAUUGGAGCGCCAAAUGGGCGCCACACCUCUUUCACUGACAUACACUAUUUCGUCGUUUUCUCGCAGCUAGAUAACGACGAAAUAGUGUGUGUCAGAGAAAGAGUUGUGGCGCCCAUUUGGCGCUCCACAUCAGAGAUGUUCUUCAAACUGACAAGAUUUCGAACAUUUCAGAAACUAUUAUCCUAAAAUUGCAGAAAAAUAUCAUAAUUUACGAGAAGUCUUGACUUGCGUAUUAAAACAAACGCCGUGUGAUAGAAAUCUUAUAUAAUAGCCCGUUCACGGCUGGCUUGGGACAGCAAACGGGCGGUUUAACUUUUGCAGCGAAGGUAGAUCAUGGCGACUAUCAAUGCGCCUUCCACAAAAUGCUGAUUUUAUGACUUAUUUCUUUUAAUUUUGUAUUUCGUUGAUUGAGAGAAAAUCUGAAAAAUAAUGAAAUUGAUGUAAACGAAAAAGUAAAUUCAACUGAAACAAAAAUAAUUCAUCAAAGGAGGCUCUUAUUGAAGGCGCAUGUAUGGCGACUAUCUAUGCGCCUUCCAUAAAAAGCCCCAUUUUAUGACUUAUUUAUUUUUUUCUCUUAUUAUUCGUCGAUUUAAGAAAAAUCUAAAAAAACCAAUGAAAUGAAUGUAAAAAUAGAAUUAUUUCAAUAGAAACAGAAAUAAUUGAAUGUCAAGCAGUUGACUCAAAAUUAGUCCCGCGCGAUAAAAACGACGCGAAAAGGUACCGUCUCAGCAGGGGCGGAGUUAGCUGGUUGACAUUCAAAAUCUGAACAGACAGCUCUAGCCCGUUCACGGCUAUCCCAAGCCACGGGCGGUUUAAUUUCCGCGGCCAAGGUAGAUCAUGGCCAUGGCAACUAUCAAUGCGCCUUCGACAAAAGACUUAUUUUAUGACUUCUUUAUUUUUCUCUUAUAAUUUUUUGAUUCAAAAAAAAAAGUCUAAAAACAAUGAGACGAAUAUAAAAAAAAAAUAUAUUCAGUAGAAACAGAAAUAUUUCACCAAAUGAGACUCUUAUUGAUGGCGCAUGUAUGGCCGCAAUGAUCUGCCAUCGCCGCGCAAGUUAAACCGCCCGUUCGCUGUCCCAGCCGUGAACGGGCUUUACUUCAUGCCGUGUCUGACUCUCCGAAAUCCAGUUACCUUUUCACUUCUGAGAGCUAUUUCGAAAUUCGUGGAAAUUACUCCAGAUACAGCAUCAAGUUCAGUCGGCGUAAGCUAACCGGUGGUCGUGUUUUAGCUAACAGAUAAGUUCUUUAUGCCAUCUGGAAACUACCGGAGAGGUACCUGAGUAUCGUCGCUAUCCUUUCUGACAUUUAUGAUGAAUACCAGGUCCGGUAGCUACUUUUCAGCGUUCGCUAAUAGACAACCACCGAUUAGCGAAUUGACUCUGCUCUUCGAAACAAUUGAGGGUUAUGUUUUGAAUAAAAAAUGAAUCAAUAAAUAAAAUUGAAUCAAUACACAGCUUUACAGAAGCUCGACGUGGAAAAGAAAGACGAGUUUGCAUCUUACUGGGAAGCUAAAGUUGAUAGCGUUGUAAGUGCCGAGCUGAAAGAUGGAAGAAAUAGGAGAAAAAACUCCAUAUGUUUCACCUUACCAACGCUUGGGGAAUGCAGCUACCUGCCGGGGCUCCGUAACUCUUUCGAGGUACAUUUAUAUGAAAUACAAAACAUGGAAUACAGAUAUUUUUUCCGGGCGCUAGGCAGAAGUUUUCAAAACCAAGCACAAAAAAAAGAGAGAAAAACCAUAAUCGGUUGAUGUAUGUAAGUUUCAGCUCAACGUUGACAGUAUCGUGAACCCAGAUUCGGUAAACUGGAAUGAGACGUUGGUUGAGAACUUUAAAAAAGAGAUUGGUGAGUUAUGAACUUUUCUUUUUACUCUUCAAAUAUAAUUUUUGUAUUGUUAGAAACUUUCGAAUCUUCCAAUUAUUCCAGAACUUAAAUUUAUCAAAAAAAAUCUCUUUCAAUAAUUCUAACUCCUCUGCUAAUGAAUGGAAAACAUUUUAACAGGUAAUUCUGAAGCAAUAAACCAUAUGGAAGCGUCUUCUUUUCUGACCAUCAUUUCACGAUAUGUCGACUUGAGCGCGAUCACAUCUUCGUCAGAUACCUACCGCGUAAAACUAUCCAGUGUUUUUUUUGGGUUCAAAAUCUCAUUCAGACGGUCUACUGCGCUCACAUCUUGUCGCACUUGAUCCGCUCAAAAAAUCUGAUCAUAAAUAACAAGAGAAAAAUGGACAUUGCAAGUGCUCUUGUGAGUUUCUAGAAAGUUUUGUUUUUCGUGCUCCAUUCACAAGUUUAUUCUAGGGCGGCGUGUCGGAAGAGUUUGUUGAGAGUAGCCGCGAUCAAGGCUUCGUGAGGCCGAGUGUUCUCAUCAUGUGUCCUUACAAAAAAGAUGCAUAUGACGUGGUGAAUCGUCUCAGGCGUUUAAUCUACGGCGACGGUUAGAUUUUGAAACGUUUGGUUGAGGAGUCGAUCAUUCGCUCAAAUGCUUUAAGGAAAAAAAUGAAACUGUUGGUUAAGAGAAUGGUGAUGUUUGGAAUAAAUCUCGCUUCGAAGAAGAAUACAGCGGUCCUGAAGAGGCUGCUGCUCUUUGGGCGAAUGUUCCUGAAGAUCACAAGGUGAUUGGAUUUUUUUUUUGUUCUUCAAGUCGUUUUUAUUCUGGUUAAUGGUUACUCUAACAAUAAGGAGGGUGUAACCCGCAGGGAACCCCGAAAAAAGUGAACUUUUCGUUUUUGUUUCUGGUUCACCCCGCGUUAGACCUGGAUGGCGUGCACCGCUGGGUCGGAAAUAAAAAUUGUUUUUUUUAGCUGCCGUAGCCGCCUAGGAUGGAACUGUAGGGAAUGGUGAUAUUGGGAAAAACACCAUUUCGAAAUCGAGUACGGAAUAAGCAUCUUAAUAGGCAUUUGAAGUUGAACGGGGUACAUUCCUGAUUAAACUGUGGGGUGCAAAGUUCGACGCAGAGUUCUCCUUUCUUUUCUGAAAUUCUUCUUUUUAUACAGGAACUUCUUAUCGGGAAUAACGAUGACACGUUUCGACUGGGAUUGGCUUUAUCGAAAAAAACGCUGAAACUAUACGAAAAGUUCGACAAAAGCGACAUUCUUCUGUGCUCACCCCUCGGUCUCCGGAUGAUUCUCAACGGCGACGAAGGAAAUGAGGCACAUUUGCUGAGCAGCAUACAACUUGUCGUCGUUGACCGGGUUCGAUCCGGCCCUUUCUGUCGAGAACAUAUUCAAUCUUGUUAUUUCAGGCGGAUCUAAUGCUCCAGCAGAAUUGGGAGCACGUUCAGCUCAUUUUUUCGCACUUAAACAACCUUCCCGCUAAGAUUGACAUGGAUAUUUCUCGAGUUCGCAGAGUUUAUUUAGGCAUGUUUUCGAAAUAUCCUGAAAAAAAAUGUAAGGGAAAAAGUCGGAAAAGGAUUACUUAUAACGUCGCAGUCGGAAAGUUCUCUAGCGCUAUGAAAAAAAAAAAUUUUUUUUUCAUAAACCCGAGUUUUUCUCUAAAAAAUUUUCUGAGUUCAAUUUUUAUCAUUCCAUCAAUUAAUCAACCUUCAGAGGGAAAUGGUAGGCACUUUUCGCAAUUGAUGCUAUUUUCUCGCUAUGCACAUGAGCUUUUCACGGCACUCGUGCUGGAAAACAGCACCAACCACCGCGGCGUCGCUCUCAACACGCCGAAGCAAGCUGGGACUCUCGAAAAGGUAGCCAUCCUGUAUCAUUCUCUUCCAGAAUAUGUUCGGGAAGUUCAGAUAGAAGUCCCGCUCUGCCAAGAGCUCCACUCAUUCAAUGUUCCAAAUCCAGAACACGUUUCUGAAGAACGAUGGAAGUAUUUUUGUGACAAGGUAUAUUACUAGUAAAGUUGAUAGAUGAUUGAUUUUUUUUUUCCAAAAGUUUGGUUCAUUAGGUUUCUAAAAAUUAUAAUGACUUGUGCGACAUUUUAAACUUGAUUCCAACUAGAUGAGGUGAGCUUUUUUCACCAUUGAAAAUUUUUAAUUGAUAUGACUUUUUUUUUCAACAAGCCGUCAGUAACGAGCAUGAAACAAUUUUCUCUUCGAAUAUCUCGAUUGAGUUUUGUUUUUUUUGUUCGCAAAUGUGAAAGUAUUGUAAAUAUUAAGUCGUUUACUAAGUUUGUUUCUUUUUUCGGUUCAAAGUUUCUUGGUGUAUAACUUUUGAAGUUUGGAUUCAAACAGCAAACAAUUUCUCCCCCGUCAUCCUCAGCUAUCUGUUAACAUGUCUGUUAAUUUUGGGGUUCCUGACUUUAAAACGAGCAAUGAAAUACUCACGAGGGAAGAUGGAAGUACAGAUAGAGUAAGCAAACUAACUUUUUAGACAAAAAACCAGCCUAAAAAUCUUUUUUCUUUAAAAGUUUUGGUCAGUGAUCAAUGACAAUGACAUGGUCGCUGAACAUUUAGACGCUUUUCUCAUGAACGGCUUUGAGGAUGAUUUUGAUUUUUCGUGGUUAGUACAGACAUGGUCUGUAUCAGUCGCUUCUUCUCCAGAAGUUCAUCAAGCUGUCAUUUCAGUUGAUUACCGUUUCUCAAAAUUAUAGGCCGGAAAAACUCAAUUGAACCACUUCUGCUUUGACACAUGGCUGCAGUGACCUUUGUUGUACUUGUUUUUUUAUUAACUUGAGAGAUAGCAAGAGAACAGAAAAAUUUGAAAAAAAGGAUAGAAACCACUACCCUGAUGCUAUAAAAAUUUUUUUUGAUGAAAAAAAGCUGUAAAAUUAAAUCCUCGAGUUUCACAUUAGGUGCCGGUUGCUAAUAUUAUGUCUAUAAUUUUUUUCAAAACCUCAAAAUUGAUUAAUAUUUGCAAAUGUAUUUCGGGAAAAAUCAAACGAAAACAGGACGCGCAUUGUUUCAACAAUGUUGGCCAAUCAUAAAUUGAAUGGUCUGGCUUUUAAAUGAUUAACUCAUUUCUCAAAUUUUUUGGAAGCAAACGAAAACUUUCACGAGCAAGCACGCGACCUCAGUUUGCGUUUUAUGUAACUUGUUCGAAUGAUAACAUUGAAAAAGUAAGAUAAAAAAGAAAUUCGCAAAACUUUCCAAAAAUCGAGAUUUUUCGAGUUCGGACAAAGUUCUGUAAAUUUUUUUUCUGCAUACUGUUAUAGGAAUACAGUUAACUUUAAUCUGAACUUCAGAUCGUGUGGUAGUAAAUACUAUAUGAAGCAAAAUUGUCAUAAGCGCUUUUCUGGUUGAAAACUUUUUUAAAAAAGUCCUUCAAAAAAGAAAGAAACUUAGUAAAAAACCUAAUAGCAAAUCGAAACACUGUAACAAAGGUUAGAUGAAAGAGCCCUUUUGGUUCAUCGAAUUUUCUAUCCCUUAUUAUCCGUGCAUAGGUGGGCAAGUACAGAACUCAUUCAGCCCGGGAGGAGGGUUUGGCUUACACAAAUACUUUGAAAAAUCAGGAGUACAAUAAAGGUUCAAUCUCCGGAAGGUAUUUUCGGCCACAAUAAUGCGAGUUUUAGCCUCUUUUAGAAGGCAGUAUUAUCUUUAUUCUCGGAAAACUCCGGGGGAGUUUUUUUUUCCAGAUUGUGCCCGGGCUCGUGCCGCGAACUUGCAUCGUCGUUCCGUCUUAUUUCGAUUUUGUCAGAAUGCGAAACUAUUUAAAGAAGGCGGAAGAAAGUUUUGUGGCUUGUCAUGAAUACGCUCCGAAAAAAAAGGUUUUGUUCAUUUUUUGAAAUUCGUAAACGGAUGGAAUUUUUUUUAAGGUUUUGCGCGCACGAGAUAUGUUUUACCAUGAGCGAAAAAGCUACUUGUUAGUGACUGAACGUUUCUACUUCUUCAAUAGGCGCCCAUUGAGGGUGAGAACUUGGAUGUCGUUAUGAAUGGAAAAAAAACGAUUUCUUCUUUGUUUUUUUUCUUUCUGAGGAAGGUAGUAUGAAAAAAGCAGCGAAAUUUCGAACGGCGAUUCCUCCGAUUUUUUUUAUCGCUGGAAAACUUUUAUGACUAAUCCUUUUCCGAUUUUUUUUUCCUUGAUAAAUUCUUCGUUUUGGAUCUUCUAAUAUAAAAUAGAUACAAGAGAAAAAAAAGUCGGAAAGCUUCCGCCUCGCUAGAGACCACUUGAGUUUCAGGGGAAUGUGCAUCAUAUACAUUUUUUUGCAUUUUUUUCAAUAAAAAGAAAAAUAAAAGGUAUCGCAACAGGACCACAGAAAAUGGGAAACAUAGAAAUAAGUUUUUAGCAUAGUUCGGACAGUUAUGAUUUCACUAGUUCAAAUUCAUCUGCUCGUUUUUUUUUCCAGAAAUAUAUUACCACAGAGUCUUUCUUGCACAUUUUCAUUCUGUCGUCGUACAAUUAUUUCCACCCAUAUUAAGGUAUUAGCUUCAAAAUCAUCUUUUGUCUACCUCUUUUUCUGUGCCCAAACACCUAAAUGACGAAAAAUCUCUCUCUAGCGCAAUUAUUACAUUUACGUUUUGUUCCAGGGAAUUCGCCGGCUAAUUUUCUACCAAAUACCUUCACAUCCAGCUCUGUAUUCGGAAUUCAUCAACAUGUCAGAAUCAUCUGAUUCGAAACGAUUUUUGGCCAUUUUGCUCUAUUGCAAAUUGGACCGGAUUCGGCUUCAGAACACUUUUGGAACGGAAAUGGCUGCCGGUAUUCUCGCUUCACCACAGAAAGUGCAAGCCAUUGUUAGCGAAUAA
Messenger RNA from Caenorhabditis auriculariae, 7066 nucleotides. The record is from the annotation of a GenBank genome assembly. NCBI's taxonomy places the organism in Eukaryota, Metazoa, Nematoda, Chromadorea, Rhabditida, Rhabditidae.